Molecule: messenger RNA, 1047 nt
Organism: Sporothrix schenckii 1099-18
Lineage: Eukaryota; Fungi; Ascomycota; Sordariomycetes; Ophiostomatales; Ophiostomataceae
Product: hit finger domain protein
Exons: 2
Coding region: 1-1047 (348 amino acids)
Source: RefSeq, a predicted model, not a curated record
AUGCCGUCCUCACCACCGCCUGUUGAGGAAAAUAGCACCCCAGCGCCGGCGGAUGAGAGUAGAGAAGGCGGACAAUCCCCCAUGUCUCAUGUUAGCAGCGAGACAGCGGCAGCUGCACCUUCGACAGCAUCAUCAGAAGUUCCAGCGAGCGGCAAACGGUCAGCACCGAUGAGCUCCGAUCGGGCAGCGGGGGAUACGACCGAGGCCAGUACUGUUGCUGUGGACGGUGGCGCAGCGAGCACACACAUAGAAACGCCUCGAAAGACAGCCGAAGAAGCACCCACAGACGAGGCCAACGAGACGAUAACACCACCCGCCAAGCGCCGUACCGUAUGCGGCGUGUGCAACAAGGAGCCGUCCAAGUAUAAAUGUUCACGGUGUCCGUUGGCAUACUGCUCCGUAACGUGCUCACGCAUCCACCGCGACAACCACCCACCCGAUGCCCCAACCAACGACGAUAAGACAAAGUCGACUCGUCCAGGGGCCUCGGCAGUGCCUUCGCUGCCCCCGAAACCCGCACCGCCUGCACACCCGUUCCACGUCCUUGACGACGCCCCCGAGCUUCGCCACCUCUUUGAGAAAUACCCAACGCUCCCUGAGCGCUUAAAAUCCAUCUACGAAGCCACGCAACCGCCCAAAUCUGGCGGUGGUGGAAACAAAGCCCCGAUCCCUGGCCUGCCCAUGCGCCUGCAGCACAAAAACAGCCGAGGCGGCUUCGGAGGCGGCCGCGGCGGUCGCGGUGGUGGUGGUGGUGGCAUGUCCAGCAGGCCGUGGACCAAGGAGAUGGGUCUCCGCGAGGGCCAAAAGGCGCUGCGGCGGGCCCGCGUUGACCCGAGCGAGGACGGCGACGCGGUGCGCGCCUACUGCGAAACUGUGACGUACCUGCUGGCACGCGAUGCCGACGACCGUGUGGGCACGGGCACGGGCACCUGGAGCAGCGACAGCAAUGCCAGCGUCCACGACGUGUCCGCUGUCGUGCGAGACGAACUUGCCGUCGAGGCCAAUCAGGCGAUCAAGACGCUUCUGGAUGCCGAGGGCCGGCACUGA